ACCCAUAUACAGUAACUAGUGUGUUCAGUUGGAUGGAGGCAUGAGCCGAUGUCUGUUCGGUGGCUGCUCUCACUUCUACUUGCCACGUGGACGCUUCUCUCGAUAGCACGACUUGUAUUCGAUUUGAUUGGAAAUCUUUGGGUCGUUGUCGUUUUUGAUUUUGUGCAGAUUGUCUUGCUGAUCUCGGGUUUAUUCGGUGCUACUCAAAAACGACGUCCACUUCUUUACACUCUCCUCUCAUCAAAUGCUCUUUCCGUUACAAUCAAUGUGCUCAUUUUCCUAUGGUAUAUCGGAGUCUUCGGAGAAAUUUCAAGACCAUAUCUUUCGGCUGGACUACCGUACUCUUCUUCGUUUUUCUUAAGAUUCACACCAUAUUGUGAUGCCGAGUUUGAUGUGAUAAGAAAGAAAUGGGUUCAAAAACAGUGUCUCAUUCCAUUCUACUCAGUCGAAGCAUCUCAAGCAAUUCUUCAUAUUAUUUUUGCAAUCGUAACUUCAAUUUUCUCGAUCUUAGUGAUUGUGGAACUUCGAAAGAAACCAAUAAGAUCAAAUUCCCAAUCAAUUAACCAUUAUGCUCAAAUAUGUGCAUCAAAAGUUGCCAAAGCUCCAAGUUCCACGAAUAAUUCUAGCAGUGGAUACCUCAAUUCACAAUAUGACGACUUAGGAUCUUCGAGAGAAAAAGUGAAAGUGACAGAGAAAAAAGAAGUCAAAGGACAAUUCGAGAGAAAUUCAAAGAAGAAGAAAAAGAAUCCACGUCCAGAAAUGCCAGCUCCAGAUUGUGCUCCGUGUUCUUCAAAUAGAUCAUCAGAAGAAGAAAGUAAUUUGGAGGAUGUGUACACACAGCCAAUUAAAAAGAAAAUUAUGCCGUUGAGAAGACCUGACCUAGAAGAAGAAAAUCGUGGAACUAAUGUCACAUCAUUAGUCAGCUUCGACCCAAAAAGUGCGACUCUUUUGCGAAUACGUCAGCAUUUGGAGGCAGAGCCAUCUGAUAGAGAUACGCCAGACUACGAUAUGUACGAACGACUCCGAUCAAGAUCUUCUGGACACUCUGAAGUUGCACCGGCUUCUACUAUCCCUUUGAGUUCUGACUAUAAAUCAAGAAAUGCUUCUCAAGAUUCGGUUCCUUCAAUGUUUGCUCCGAUGCUCAACUCUCCAGCCCCAUCUUCUACAACUUCUGGAUCUUCUUCUAGAACAUCUGGAGCUUCGUUGGCACACAAAACUCACAUUGUUGGGAAAGGUGGAAUUUCGUUAUCAACUGUUGAUCCAUCCCCGAUUCUUUCUCCAGGAAUACGGUUAUCGGAGCAACUAGGAGCCAAGAAUCAGUCUUAUAAAAGUGCAUUCAGGGUCCAGAAAACUGAAAAUGCUCGUGUUAUAAGUCACUAUCACGCUCCCAACGAAAUUCCACUUUCCAGUGAUCCAUCGGUUGUUGAGAAUGAAUCUAACUAUCCCGUGAUGACUAGUGGUGGACUUCUUGUUUAAUUUUGACUCAAAUCUCAUGUCUUGCCGUCUUUUUCUAGGCACUAUAUACGGGUUUAUUCUUUCUUUUUUGUAUUCUUUCUGCUUUUUUUAAAAUAAAUGUUUAAAUAAUUG
This is a messenger RNA of Caenorhabditis elegans, 1587 nucleotides long. It is a transcript of the gene gldi-7, whose product is annotated as Sodium/potassium-transporting ATPase subunit beta-1-interacting protein. The coding region runs from base 49 to 1476 and encodes 475 amino acids. Lineage: Eukaryota; Metazoa; Nematoda; Chromadorea; Rhabditida; Rhabditidae. Gene Ontology annotation, biological process: regulation of sodium ion transport. The record is from RefSeq and is marked reviewed. The transcript has 5 exons. Gene Ontology annotation, cellular component: membrane; plasma membrane.